AUGAAUAAAAGUUUUAAUAUUUUAUUAAAACUUUCUUCAUUUGUAAAAAAUGGAAGUUUCAACAAGCAAAUAUUUGUUAAUCUUUCAAAUAUUAGACAUAUAAUUAAAUGUUCUCCAAGAUCUUCUUUACUAUCAAAGUGUCAAACCAAAAAAGCUAUAAUAUUUGGAGUUUUAGGUAUUUCUAAUGCUACUAUAUUAUUUAAAGGAUAUAAUUUAACUAAAAUGAAAUUUGAAGAUAAUCAAACUAAAAUUCAACUAAUGGAUGAUUCAAUAUUUGAAAAUUUUGAUGAUAUUUUAGUAUUUACUGUAAAUAAUGAAGAACAAUGGCAGGAAAUUAAGAGAGAUGAGAAUUUUAAGCGUUUAAUUAAUACUAUUAAUCAUUCUUAUAAUAAUGUAAAAAUUUGCUAUUCAAAAGACUCUAAAGAUAUAUAUAAUAAUAUAAAUAUAUUAGCUUUUAAAGGGCAAAGGCAUAAAAUACUAUCAUUAAAAGAUAAAUCAGAGUUAUUAUCAACUUCAGAAGAAUUAAUUAAUUUUUAUUAUCCUAUAUCUGAAGAAAGAUCAGAUAAACCAAAGAAUAUUUGGAUACCUAAUGUAACCCUUAAAGAUUUCGAUAAAGAAGUAAUACUUAAAGCAAGCAAAGAGAAUCCAAUAUUAUUAAUGUUGUAUGAAGAUUCUUGUUUCUUAUGUUUCCUUAUGAGACCUUUUAUGAAUUCAAUUGCAAAAUUAUUUAGAGAGAAACAUAUUCCUUUUUCAUUUAAAAAGUUAAAUAUAGACCUAAAUGAUUUUCCGAAAAAUUGUCCUAUUUCUAGAGGAACACCAACCUUUAUAUUAUAUACAGGGGAUCAUAAUCAAUUAUAUUUAAAAUGGGAUGAAUUUAAACCAAGAGAUUUAUUAGAAAAACUUAAGAGUCAAUUAAAAGUACAAAAUGUAAAUGAAGUUAAUUCAUUAGAUUAUCUUUUUAAAUUGGAACAUGAUUCUUUAUAUAAAAGAUUUCAACUAUUUGGAAUACUUAUUUUAUGGACUAUACAGCUCAAGAAUUUACAAGAUGCAAUAUUACUUAGUGAUCAAAAUAUUAAUACUAACAAACAAAAAAGAAAUGAUAUUCUAUUAAAACAAUUCAAUGACUUAUAUAAUCGUGGUAAAGAGUAUUUAGAAUAUUCUGAACAACCAAAUAAUAGCAAAGUUGAACCAGAUACUAUGAAGAAAUCAUAUAUGGAUGACCAAAAUAUUAUAAAAGAAGAAGUGCAAAAUUCUGAAGAUAUUAGUACUAAUCUAGAUUUCAAUUAUGAUGAUGAAGAAUUUAAAAAGACAUUUGAUAGUUUAAUAAGUUUGGAUAUGAUGAGAAUAGAUACAUUGGAAGAAAAUAUAGAAUAUCUCAAAUCUGAAAUAAAAUCCCUGAUGAAAGAUUCAAAGAUUUUAGCAGAUAUGUUAAUCAAUACUUAA
Molecule: messenger RNA, 1443 nt
Organism: Cryptosporidium muris RN66
Lineage: Eukaryota; Apicomplexa; Conoidasida; Eucoccidiorida; Cryptosporidiidae
Exons: 1
Coding region: 1-1443 (480 amino acids)
Source: RefSeq, a predicted model, not a curated record